AUGGCGGAGCCUACCAACCACGAUCUUAUCAUCGCCCUCCGAAAGGAGGUGGAAGAGAUGCGAGCAGAGAGAGCUCGGGCAAAAGCUGAAAAAGAAAAACGAGCAAGGGAGGUAGUUCCAGUCUUGAAUAUGUUUAGUCAUGGUAACAUUGUGGACAUUCCUGCAGGUCCGCAGAUAGAGGCCAAUAACUUCAAGUUGGGGAUACCCUUAAUCAAUAGGGUUGAACAAAAUGCCUUCGCAGGAAGAGAUAAUGAGGACGCGAAUCGACAUCUCACCAAGUUUGUGGAAAUAGCUAAUACAAUCAAGAUCAAUGGUGUUGAUGAUGAUAUUGUGAGGGUAAGACUUUUUCCCUUUUCCUUAACUGAUGCUGCUAAAGAAUGGUAUGAUUGUCUGUCUACAGAUAAAACCACCAAUUGGAAGGAUCUAGUGGUACUCUUUCUCGACAAGUACUACCCGCCUGGCACCAUCCUUAAGCUUAAGUGUGAGAUUUUUCAAUUCAUGCAAGGAUCCGAUGAGCCUCUAUAUGAAGCUCUCGCACGUUUCAAAACUCUCCUCAGCAAAUGCCCGAACCAUGGUUUUGGAAUAGACCAUCAGGUAGGAAUCCUUUAUAAUGGGUUUAACGAAAAAAUCUCUAGUUUAUUGGAUUCAGGGGCGAAUGGGGGAUUCUUGAGGAAAGGAGGAGUUGCUGCUAUGGAGGUGAUAGAGGAAUUAGCUACCAACAGUCGGGGUUGGUCCAAAGAGAAGCACAAAGCUGAAAGGCUAGAUGCAGUGAAGAGACCAUGUGGGAAUGAGACAUCUCAAGAAUUGGCAUCCAUCAGAGCAAGACUUGAAAAAUUAGAAGCUACAGGCAAAGAGGGGAAUGUCAUCAAAGAUGUUAAAUAUGUCCAAAAUGGGGGUGAUCCCAAUAGGCUUCAUAAUAAUAAUUAUCGCCCUAAUCAGGGGGGUGGUAGUUUUAAUAAUUAUAAUGGAAAUCACCCACAUCCAAAUGUAUCUCAUGCUAAUAAUCAUAACUUUGUCCAAUCACCUGCAGGGUUCAAUGUGAGCAAAGAAAAAGGAGUGGAGCCACCUACCAAUGGAGAAAAAUAUGAGAUGGGCAUCCAAAAGAUCUUGGAGGUGAUGCUUGAGGAUAGAAGAAACAAUGAGGCCAGGAUUGGAUUUAUAGAGGAGAGAGUGAACAACCUCGAGCAAGGAAUAAGUACAAUUACCACUGCCGUCAUGAACAUUCAAACUCUAAUGGACCAAGUCCACAAGAAACUUGAAGAAGACAAGGGAAAGGCAGCAGCACGAGUGGCGGACAUAAACAAGAAGUGGGUCGCAAAGCAGAAGAAGGACGAAGGCAGCACCUCCGGAACGAAAUUUGAGGACUGCCCGACACCCAGCGGACCGCCGCACACCCCGCGGCGGGCCGCCACUGAGAAGGCAGAAUCGUCCACUAAGCAGGAGCUCGUGCGGCACAACGGGAUUGUACUCCCUUUUCAGCCAAAGAGGAAGUUCAAGCUUGAAGAGCAGUUCAAGCAAUUCCUUAACAUGUUUUGCAAGGUCCAUACUAACAUUCCACUUGUUGAAUCGUUGCAGGAGAUACCAAAGUAUGCAAAGCUACUAAGGGAGGCGGUAAUGAGGAAGAAAAAGCCGACUAAAGCCGACCUUAAGCUACCGCAUCAUUGCAGCGAGAUCAUCCAAAAGGAAAGGGCAGUGAAGCAAAGAGAUCCGGGCCAGUUCAUCAUUAGGUGCCGAAUUGGAGAAGGAAAAGUUGAUAAGGCCCUCUGUGAUUUGGGAGCAAGCAUCAACAUCAUGCCGCUGAAGUACUAUGAAAAGCUCAACAUCGGGCCACUCAAGACCUCGGAUGUGACCAUAAGGUUGGCCGAUAACACGGCCAUCAAAACGGUGGGUAUGAUUGAGGAUGUCUUGGUGAAGGUAGACGAUUUCAUCUUUCCUGCCGACUUCAUUAUUCUUGAUAUGAAAGUAGACAAGAAUGUACCUCUAAUCUUAGGCAGAGAUUUUCUAGCCACAUGCAAAGCUCUUAUUGAUGUAGUGCAAAUAAAAAGUGCAUCACAGACCAAGUUCAGAUUCCAGAUAUCGUGGGGGAAUAGGAGGGGAAGAAGAAAGAACAACAGCUCUAUCAUGGUGGUGAAAAUUGGAAGAAACAGGGAGGUCAGAACAGUCACGAAUUGCCGGAAGGCUCCAGAAAAGGAUCCAGAACUCUAG
This is a messenger RNA of Salvia hispanica, 2205 nucleotides long. NCBI's taxonomy places the organism in Eukaryota, Viridiplantae, Streptophyta, Magnoliopsida, Lamiales, Lamiaceae. The record is from RefSeq and is a predicted model, not a curated record.